This is a messenger RNA of Penicillium argentinense, 576 nucleotides long. RefSeq lists its product as uncharacterized. NCBI's taxonomy places the organism in Eukaryota, Fungi, Ascomycota, Eurotiomycetes, Eurotiales, Aspergillaceae. The record is from RefSeq and is a predicted model, not a curated record. The transcript has 4 exons. Bases 1 to 576 code for a protein of 191 amino acids.
AUGACCUCGCUAAAAAAGCCUGGUCUCAGGAAUGUCACGGCUGAGGGCCCACAAGACGUUCCACUCGAUAUACAACGGCUUUCUGAGUUACUACGUGAAAUAGUCACGACCGCUAGAUGUAGCAAGUUACACUAUCCACAAAAACCAGAAGUACUGUAUUCUGACAAGGAGCUUUCCUUCAAUGAAAUACUCCUUAUUUUGGAAGACUUGAAACCUCAUUGCGAACGCGAUUUCGAUGUGGUUUAUCUUCCUAAUAAGAGACCCAUCCAAGGUCGAUGCCUAGCUAGAGAUUGCCACGAAGGUAUUAAACGUCUGAAAAAAUCCGACAGAAGCGCACACAUUCGUGUGUCCGACGUAAGAUUGCUUUGGAUCUUCGAAUCCCAGAGUCAAAUUAGUAGCGAGAUCAUUGCUCGUCUUACCUCUGAUAACUUAGCACUACAAGGUGGUCGUAUACGCUACACGGUGAUCCGCCCCGGCUACUACCCCUUUUGCUUGUGGAACAAGGAUGCUACCGCAGAAGACCGAUUAGAUUAUUUGCUGAACAGUAGAAAUUUGAAGCAGCACAUUGAAGAAUAG